UGUGUCACCCGCGACCAGGCACCACCAUCUCUCUCUAGCUUGAGCAUUAUCGUACUGAGCUUCCGCCCCUCAGUCCCCGUUCUAUGCUUAUAUAAACCGGCUCGAACCAGUUUCGCCGGUAGACCCAAAUCCGAAUUUUUUCUUCCCAGUUCCUGCACGCACAGAAACAAAUACAAGAGAGAGAGAGAGAGAGAGACAGACAGACAGACAGAAAAAGAGACCGCUUUUUUUCCCUCUCAUUUCCACCAUUUUGUCUCUACGAUCCAAUCUUCCAAUCAAGGAAGACGAAGACACUGAACAAGAGAAAGCCCUAAAUUGAGCCCUAAUUCAAAGAGGCUUCGGGUUUCGAUCUACAGAUCUGUGCCGAAUUAUCUCUACCAAGGAGGUGCGGAUUGUAGGAUCUUGGUUUUCUCUGUAACUCACGCCAUGGCGUGUAUAAAGAGCGUUAACAGAUCGGCUUCCGUCGCCUUCUCGCCGGAGUCGCCUUACCUCGCGGCGGGGACCAUGGCCGGGGCGGUAGAUCUAUCGUUUAGUUCGUCUGCGAAUCUCGAGAUAUUCAAGCUUGAUUUCCAGUCGGACGAUCAGGAGCUCCCGCUCGUCGGUGAGUGCCCGAGCAGCGAACGGUUUAAUAGGCUUUCAUGGAGUAAGGCUGGAUCCGGAACCGAGGAAUUUGCCCUCGGGCUUGUUGCCGGAGGCCUCGUCGAUGGGCAUAUCAGCAUUUGGAAUCCUCUCAUUCUAAUGCGCCAAGAUGAAAUUGAAGGGGCUCUUGUUAGUCGUCUUAAUAAGCACACAGGAUCUGUUCUUGGUUUGGAGUUCAACAGUAUCACACCAAAUCUACUUGCUUCUGGGGCUGAUGGGGGUGAAAUCUCCAUUUGGGAUUUGACAAAACCAGUAGAACCCAUUCAUUUCCCAUCUCUCAAGGGUGUUGGUUCUGGUGCUCAAAGUGAUGUUUCUUUCUUAUCAUGGAAUGACAAGGUUCAGCAUAUACUUGCAUCCACUUCACAUAAUGGGACGACAGUGGUGUGGGACUUAAGGCGGCAGAAGCCAGUUAUAACUUUGUCAGAUUCAAGUAGAAGGCGAAGCUCUGUUUUACAAUGGAAUCCUGAUAUUGCAACUCAGCUUGUUGUUGCAUCUGAUGAUGACAGUUCACCUUCUCUAAGGUUGUGGGAUAUGAGGAACCCAAUAUCACCAUCAAAAGAAUUUGUUGGGCACACUCGUGGUGUGAUAGCAAUGUCAUGGUGUCCUAGUGACAGUUUGUACUUGCUUACUUGUGCUAAAGAUAAUCGGACCAUUUGCUGGGACACAGUUACAGGAGAGAUUGUGUCUGAAUUGCCAGCAGGCACCAACUGGAAUUUCGAUGUCCACUGGUAUCCUAAGAUACCAGGAAUAAUAUCAACCUCAUCCUUUGAUGGAAAAAUUGGUAUCUAUAAUGUUGAGGCCUGCAGCAAAUUGGCUGUUGGUGAAGGUGCUUUUGGCGCAGCGCAUUUGAGAGCUCCUAAGUGGUUGAAACGUCCAGUUGGGGCCUCUUUUGGUUUUGGAGGGAAGUUUGUUUCAUUUCACCUGGGUCCAUCAAGUACAGGUGUCCAAACCGGAAAUUCUCAGGUUUAUGUGCAUAAUUUGGUCACUGAACGAAGCUUGGUGAGCCGCUCUACUGAAUUUGAAGCUGCUAUUCAAAAUGGAGAAAAAUCUUCUUUAAGAACUUUAUGUGAGAAGAAAUCUCAGGAGUCUGAAUCUGAGGAUGAUAGAGAAACAUGGGGCUUAUUGAAGGUCAUGUUUGAGGAGGAAGGGACAGCAAGGACGAAGCUACUCACUCACCUUGGAUUCAGCAUACACACCGAAGGAAAUGAUAAUGUACAGGAUGAGCUUUCCCAGCAAAUAAAUGCUGUGAGUCUUGAUGAGAAGUCAACAAAUAAAACUGGACUAGAUGGAGACAAUGAUGUUGGUAUAUUCUCUAUGGAUAAUGCUGAAGACUUCUUUAACAAUCUUCAAAGCCCCAAGACAGAUCCAUCUCAAUCACCUUCUGGUAAGAACUUUGUAGUUGAAGGUAGUGCAGUGCCUAAUGGGGAGCAACUGCAAGAAGAUUUUGAUGGAGUGGUAGCGGACAUUGACCCUUCAGUUGAAGAUGGUAUUCAGCGUGCUUUGGUUGUCGGAGAUUACAAGGAAGCAGUUACCCUGUGUAUAUCAGCAAAUAGAAUGGCUGAUGCUUUAGUUAUUGCUCAUGUGGGUAGUCCUUCUCUGUGGGAGAGCACACGUGAUCAAUACCUGAAAAGGAGCCAUUCCUCUUACUUGAAGAUUGUUGCUGCAAUGGUGAACAAUGAUCUUGCAACUCUUGUAAACACCCGACCCUUGAGCUCCUGGAAAGAAACACUUGCCUUGCUUUGCACUUUUGCACAGAGGGAGGAAUGGACGCUGCUCUGUGAUACACUUGCUUCAAGACUCAUGCUUGUGGGGAACACUUUAGCUGCAACUCUUUGCUAUAUUUGUGCUGGGAAUAUUGACAAAACGGUGGAAAUAUGGUCUCAGAAUCUGAGGGCUGAGCAUGAAGGGAAAGCCCAUGUUGACCUUCUCCAGGACUUAAUGGAAAAGACUAUUGUCCUUGCUUUAGCAACUGGGCAAAAGCAAUUUAGUGCAUCUCUGUCCAAACUUGUUGAGAACUAUGCUGAACUGUUAGCAAGCCAAGGGCUUCUAAAAACAGCAAUGGAAUACUUAAAGCUUUUGGGGUCUGAAGCAUCAUCCUUCGAGCUAGCUAUCUUACGAGACCGCAUUGCUCUCUCUGUGGAAGAGAAAGAGGUACCUCAGACAGUGCCUUAUGAAAACACUCAACCACAGCCAGAGCCUAUAUAUGGUUCUGAACAACCCAGUUUUGGCGUAGCUGGUGGAUCUCAACAGUAUUAUCAGGAUAAAACACAUACACAGCUGCAGCAGAACAUCCCUGCUAGUACCUAUGGUGAAAACUAUCAACAACCUCUUGGUGCUUCAUAUGGAGGAGGAUAUGUUGCUCCUACCCCAUAUCAGCCUGCACAACCACCACAGAUAUUUCUCCCAUCACAAGCACCUCAGCCACCUCAGGCCAACUUUUCUCCCCCUCUUGUUCCCACUCAACCUGCAGUGAGGCCCUUUGUUCCUGCAACACCUCCCGUGGUGCGAAAUGUGGAACAGUAUCAGCAUCCCACUUUGGGUUCGCAGCUGUAUCCUGGAACUGGUAGCCCUACUUAUCAGCAUGGCCCACCUGUUACUGGUUCACUUGGAUCCUUUCCAGCUCAACUAGGUUCAGUUCCUAGUAAUAAAUUACCUCAAGUUGUUGCACCUACACCUACACCGAGUGGAUUUAUGCCAGUGAGCAGUUCAGGGUUUGUACAAAAACCUAUGACGACAGCAAUGCAACCAACAAGUCCCACUCAGCCCGCACAGGUACAAUCAGCCCCUGUGCCUGCAGCACCAGCUCCUACAGUGCAGACAGUUGAUACAUCAAAUGUACCUGCCCAUCAGAAACCUGUCAUUACAACAUUGACAAGACUUUUCAAUGAGACAUCAGAAGCAAUGGGAGGUUCACGUGCAAACCCAGCUAAGAAGAGGGAAAUUGAAGACAACUCAAAGAAAUUCGGAGCACUGUUUGCAAAGCUUAAUAGUGGAGAUAUAUCUAAAAAUGCUGCUGAUAGGCUUGUUCAGCUUUGCCAGGCUUUGGACAAUGGGGAUUACAGUACUGCUUUACAAAUCCAGGUUCUUUUGACAACAAGUGAGUGGGAUGAAUGCAAUUUCUGGCUCGCUGCACUUAAGCGAAUGAUCAAGGCAAGGCAGACUGUGAGAUUAAACUAGAAGGUACAGAUUCCACAAGGCAUCUCGCUGCGGCUCUGCAAUUUUUUUAGGCAAAACACAGGAGUGGUGUAGUUUUGGAGCACUGAUCCUUCGUUUUCAUGUACACAAGAUUGGCCUUCUUAAAUAGCAAAUUGCAGGUUCUUUGUUUUCCUUUUUUCCAUGUGUUAUUCCUUUAGGGUCCAACUACCUUGUCCUCCAAUAACUUGAGCCAUUGCCCAUUCAAGCUCCUUCAAAGGAAAAUUAGAAAAAAGAUUGUUUAGGGGGGCAUUGAAGAGGCUAGUUGUCUUUUGUAGUCUUUUUUUUUUCUUUUUUUUUUUUGAAUAUAUAUUCUCUGCCCCCUCCUUGUGAUUGAGCUCUAUUUAUUUUGGUUUGAAUUUUGAUUGUUCUGUUACCAUUUGGGAAUGUUGAGAUACCUGCAUACUUAUCUACAAGUUUGGUUUUUCCAAAUAUCGUGCAGAAAGAGGGAAAGGAAUCAGUUCAGUU
Messenger RNA from Nelumbo nucifera (sacred lotus), 4299 nucleotides. Its product is annotated as protein transport protein SEC31 homolog B-like. Gene Ontology annotation, cellular component: endoplasmic reticulum exit site; COPII vesicle coat. Gene Ontology annotation, molecular function: structural molecule activity; protein binding. The record is from RefSeq and is a predicted model, not a curated record. Gene Ontology annotation, biological process: endoplasmic reticulum to Golgi vesicle-mediated transport; COPII-coated vesicle cargo loading; endoplasmic reticulum organization. NCBI's taxonomy places the organism in Eukaryota, Viridiplantae, Streptophyta, Magnoliopsida, Proteales, Nelumbonaceae.